Messenger RNA from Purpureocillium takamizusanense, 4346 nucleotides. RefSeq lists its product as uncharacterized. Lineage: Eukaryota; Fungi; Ascomycota; Sordariomycetes; Hypocreales; Ophiocordycipitaceae. The record is from RefSeq and is a predicted model, not a curated record. The transcript is spliced from 2 exons. Gene Ontology annotation, molecular function: protein binding. The coding region runs from base 331 to 3921 and encodes 1196 amino acids.
AUCGCAGGCGCCUUGGGGCGAUUGGAGCAGCCCCCCGGCCCCAAGCCAACCAGACUGAGGCUCCGCCUCCCCGGCCACGUCUCUCUCCGCUCCACUGGGCAGGAACAUCCACCCAUCGUCAACUUCACCAUUGUAUUCAUCACCCUCAAGCCAUCCCGCGCGCGCGCUCUGUUGCGACUUCGAAUCCUGCUUGCAUCCAUCUACGCCUGACCGAGCCGUCCUCUAUCUGCGCGCCUUAUUCGGUCGAUCCGCUAGGCAAGGCUGGACAUGUCCCCCUCCUCGUCACAGCGCUCACCGCCACACUCCCCGUGAUUGCGUCGCCUCCGCGCCAUGGACGCCGACCCCGUGGCCGUCGAGCCAGACGGCGCGGCGCGACGCUCCAGCAUCGAGAAGACGCCCAUCUGCGGCGACCCGGACACUGUCGAACCAUUCCACCGCCUGCCCGACGAGAUCAUUGAACAGAUAUUCCUCUCUGCCGACCCCAAUGGUUUCGCCUCGCUAUUGCUUCUUAACAGCAAGUGGAGAGCUGUCUCUCAGCGACCCCAUCUUUACCGACACCAUCUCGCUCUUUGCGCAUCGUUUCUGUCGAGCCACGAUGACCUGCCCGCCGCCAACGAACAAAACCUCCCGCUUCUGCGACGGCUUUUCGCGCGAGAAGUCAAACGAAGCCUCUUCGAUGCCUAUUUGCGGCCCUGCGAAACAGUCAUCAAGCUUGUGUCAAACUCCAUUAGCUCCUCUUCAUGUCCCGGCGGCGAGGGUAUGCAAUUCGGCGCCUCCCCCAAAGGCUCGUACUUGCUUGCCUACAACUCUUCUCGGAUAUAUGUCAUCGACGUACGAGGCGAAGGAAUUCAAGUAAAACGGGAACUCCGUAUUUUGCGUCGCCCCGUCUCGGCUUGCAUCACCGACGAUGCCAACCUCCUCGCCGUUCUCUCGACCGAGAUGCAGGUUGACCUCUACGACCUGACCACGAGGCCGCCGCGACGCAAGCACUCAAUCAUACUCGACAAUAGUCCGCGCACGAUUGCGAUUUCCUCGUGCGGUACUGUCCUUGCCGCGGCGUACGAUGGGGGGAUCGAGGUGUCCUCACUCCACAAGGGCGCCUUGGCUACUGACAGGAGAGCCGUCAAGUGUGACGCCGUUGACGCCCUGGCCUUCUCCCACGACGGGAGCCAAAUACUAGGGACAACGAUACAUUCAGCCUCUCCAAGCACCGUCGUCUUGACCGCACCGUACUACGACCCUGGCAGUCAGCUCGCCGAAAGCAAUCUCAGUGCCAUGUGGACAACGUCAAUCCUCUUCCCAAACACAAGCCGCGACUGCAGCCACGCUAUUCUUCUGCAGGAUGGCAGCCAUGGGGAAGCGGAAUGGACGUUUACGUACGAUCGCAGCUUUGAGACGUUCCGUGCUGUUCGGCUCGACGACCUGCGGAACGGGACAACCUACUUCACGGGGCCGAUCCCGAAGGCUGCCGCACAGUCCAAACUCUUGCCCUGCACGCUACCGGCUUCGACAUACUAUGGGGAGCUCGUUUCAGCGGGUUUUCAAGGGAGUGAGGUUUGGGUGUAUGGUGUGCCGGGCGACCUGGACGCCAUGCCGGACGUCGCGUCCAGUGAAUCAUCUGCGGGCUCGUCCGCGCUUGGGCGACAUAACAGUGUUCAGAGCAGCUUAUCCCGUCACGCCUCGACCCGGGGCCAGGAGGGAGACGGUGAAAGAGUACCGCAGUGGCAAGUUCUCUGUGACAAGCUGCGAAACAACUUUGUUUCCGGACGCCAGAUAUCAGAAGUGGCUGGCAUCAGCACUGUCAAGUGGGUUGCGAACUUCGCAUCCAGCUCGUGCAAGGAACGACUUGUUGUCGCAGCUCGAGGCGUAUCUGGCCCUAGGCUCGUCACCGAUGAGGAGGAUAUUGACUUUGUGGACGGUGGCCGCAUCUGCCUACUAGACUUUGACUACGGCCUCGUCAACGGUUGCAAGACGGAAAUCACAAUCGAAGUUGGAACCGAUGACGCCGAGGUCCUGGAGGAAGAGAAGCGCGACAUGGAAACAGAAGUGGCCAUAGUUCGGCGAAGGACCGUUGCCCAAAGGCGAGGUGGCCGGAUGGCACUGCUUCGGGCGGCAACGAGUGCCGGACAGGACGCCCCUCCCCCUAGCCGUCAUGCACCCCAAGAUGACGAUGACGAUGAUCCUCUAGUACCCCGAACCAUCGGCAAGAACCCUUCUAGCAAACAGACCGCCGCCAGUUCGACAGAGGAAGGCGAGACGGCCUCGAUAGAGGAGCAAGAGGCUUUGGAUGCGCCCUACGCUCAUGCGAGCCCCCGAUCUGGCACCACACUCCGACGGGCGGCAACUGCUGCCGCCGUCAACCGCAGACUGAACCCCCGAACGGCCGAUGGGCGGCCCAUCGAGUACCGGCGCGCUGAUGGGCGCGGCGAACAUCCUCACGAGAGCGAUGCCGAUAACUGGGUGCCUCCGCCCCCUCCGUACCAGGAGGAUGACCCUGUGGAUCUGCCGGCAUUCUUACGCGGACCCCAUGUCGCACCGCUUCCGUCGUCGACUGCCGACGUACCACCGGCGCCGCCGUCCACGCAUCCUGUCGGCGGACACGCAAACAUGCCGGAUUCCCAGACUCUGGGGAGCGAUGUGAAUGGUGCUCAUCGACGCCACUCGCAUCACAAAACGACGAGCGAAGUCACCUCCAGUCGCCUGCGAGUCGAAGGCAUGUCGAGAACGAGGUCGAGCCCUUCUCUUCGCUCCGUGCACAUGAAUCCUGACGACAUCUACGAUGUGUCACCCCCAGGCUCCCCGCAGCUCCCGCAACCAGGCCUGCCGGACGACCAACAGGUCUCGAGGCCAGGUUCGAGUGCGGCGCAGGGGCUCUUGGGGCCAGACUUGCCGGCGUCGCGGGCCGAGACGUUUCAUGUUCCGUCAUCGAGCGUGCCGUCUACCAAUACCUCUAUCAACGCCCCGUCAACAUCAACGAGAACCGAGAACUCAUCCCGACAGAGUGCACCAGUUCUUCAAUUGCACAUUCCCAACUCUCCACUCUCCGGCCUCGCGUCGGUGAGCGCUGUGGAGCCGCAGAUGCGGCGCCUACCAAAUGCGCAGACGUGGCCCCAUCCGCCAAGAUCGGAGGAUGAGUUGACGGAUUUGAAUGCAGGGGGUCAUCCGCUGACAGCUCCGCCAAACAUCACCGGCCAUGAUCUCGCCACGUCUCUCCCGCCUGCCCCCAGCUCAGGACAGCUCGCAAGCUUGAACAAGCGCAUAAGUCAGGGAAAUCCGCGCCGCCUGUCGGGCGUUGCCCAAGCGCACCUGAUGCCCACUGACAAUGGGGACUCCAAGGGCCAGCAAGGUCAACACCAGCAGCAGCAGCAGCAAUAUCCUCACAAUGCUUGGACGGACAACUCGACUAUCCAAAUGCCUGAGUUCGACCGGCCUCUGAUUAUCAGCACGCCCACAGGCGUGACUGGCGCGUUCGAUCCCCCCAACAGGCGAUCGUCCACCCGGCAAGGAGAAACUCAAAUCUUGGCGCCUAUACCACGGCACCCCCGACAAAACAAUUUUGUCAACCCCCGACCCAUUCAACGACUCGAACCUAUCUAUGAUACCAGCGUCCAGUCACAGCAGCCCCAGGCUACGCAGCCCAAGCCUCCGGGCGUCCUACCGGCGUGGCUCCGGUCUGGGCCGCCAUCUUCUCGAGCCAGUCCGUCGAUCAUCAACAGGCGACCAAGCCGGGCAGAGCGGAGUGCCGCGCGAAACAUGAAGGAUGCACGCAAGAAAGGCUGGACCGGGGAGAAGAACAAGAAGAAGAAAAAUAAAAAAGGGUGGAAAGAUGCUGGAACGGUGUACGAGGUCGCCAGCAGUGCGGGGUGGACGGAUGUGUCGUUCCCGUCUGGCCCCAAGGAAAAGAAGUGCAUCGUAAUGUGAGGUGGGAGAGUCUUGUUUCUGUAGUGGCCCCUUCAUCCCCCGAGUUUGCACUUCGGACCCCUGAGGUACCUGAUUUUGUCGCAGUUUUUUUGAGGUUAUUUGGACCUGGCUCCCGACCAUGAUGGCUUUAUCCGCGUGCGUUGGUUUUGGAUGCAGCAUAGCGUUUGGCGAUGAUAUGUCGCGUGAUUGUUUCUUCGAGCCGCAACAUCUUUGAGGCAGGAUUUCAUUUGCUGUGUUAUAUUGGUUUUUGCGUUGUUUGCGCUUCGGUUAAACUGGCUAAAGCCCAUCCAUCGUCUGUGGGACAUGAUGGCCUACUACAUCUCUAUUCAGCGCGGCAUAUAUAUAUAUACGCUCGCUUGAGCGACAGUCACAUCUUUUUUUUUCAGUUUAUGGAGCUUGAGCGCUGCUCUCUCGAACAGGGGGGG